Oncorhynchus kisutch (coho salmon) is the source of this 1673-nucleotide messenger RNA. Its product is annotated as interferon alpha/beta receptor 1a. Bases 237 to 1310 code for a protein of 357 amino acids. The transcript has 6 exons. NCBI's taxonomy places the organism in Eukaryota, Metazoa, Chordata, Actinopteri, Salmoniformes, Salmonidae. Gene Ontology annotation, biological process: cytokine-mediated signaling pathway. The record is from RefSeq and is a predicted model, not a curated record. Gene Ontology annotation, cellular component: plasma membrane. Gene Ontology annotation, molecular function: cytokine receptor activity; protein binding.
UGGCAUUGAGAGUGCGUGCUGCUUCUUCCAGACAGUGACUAACUUUUAGCACUGUAAUUUUGAUUUCCUGUGUGUAUGGUUGGUUUCUACAUUGAAUUGUACUGGGGCGGAAAGGUACGAUCGUGAAUGAGAACAACGCAAUGCCGCGCAUCCUUGAGAGGUCUUGUCGCCGUGACUGAAGAAGGGUCGACGUGGAAAUAGAGGGGAGGGAAGCGAUCAAGACCAGGGAUUAAGAUAUGAAAUUACGCCUAUUUGCAUGGCCAGUUUUUCUCCUUGCAUACACUGUGUUUGCUGCGCUGCCUAGACCUUAUAAUGUGAGGAUGGAUGCAGUGAACACUCGAUACAUCAUGAAAUGGGACUGGAAUCACUCCAUGGCCAAUCACAACAUCACGUUCACCGCUCAAUACACAUUUUCUCAUAAACAGUCGGACGGGAGGUCCUACACAGGGAUGUGUAUCAGGAUAACUGAGGCGAGGUGUGACUUCUCUAGGGAGCUGAACUUCUACAUGGGGUCAUACAUACUGAGAGUGAGGGCCGAGGGCAGGGGUCAGAUGUCAGACUGGUACAUGCUGAAGUUCGUUCCUGAUGAACAUGCGGACCUAGGCCCCCCAUCCCAUGUGGCGUUCGAUCCAGGGGACACCAUGUUAACAGUGAGCUUCAGGGAGCCAAUGACGGAGCAGAACACCCCCAUGAGAUCUGUGUUAGACAUGUCCUUCAGUCUGCAGUAUUGGGAGAAGCAUUCACCCAGCAAGAAACAAGAGAAAGUUUUUGACUCCACAGAGGGAACAUUGUUCCCGCUGAAGCCCUGGACAGAGUACUGCCUGCAGGUCAAUGCAUUCAACAAAUUGUACAAUAAGACCAGCCCAUACACACAGCAACAGUGUGUGAGGACCCUGGGAUAUCCUCCGGUGUGGAAGGUGUUGCUGCCUCUGCUGGGCUGUGUAGCUCUGAUGACGACAGUGCCUGUCUACAGAUGCCACAAAAAGAGAAAAAGUAUUGUCUCAAAGCACACAUUUCCCAGCAGUAUACUGCAUAACACACAGGAUACAAUAUCCCUUCUCCUCCUGCCUCGGGAGGAGAGCUGUGUGGCCACAGUUGUGGUGGCUGUACAGGUAGAGCAGACAAGCCAGGGUCAACAGCAACAGGUCAAGGGUCAGGGAGAUGUUGAGGCGGAGCAGGACAGUGGCUCCUCCUCCAUCCAGAGAGGACAAGGCAGCUCCAGUCAGGACUCUGGGAUCUACUCAGGAGAAGACAGUGGAAAGAAGAGCGCAGGAUCAACAACAACAAGUCAACCUAAAGAGACCCACUGAGAAGAAAAAAAAUGGAUCCCCAUAGCAAACUGCUGUAGAGCAAUUAGUGGAAUUUUGGGAAGCAGCUUGGAUUCACUGUCAAGAGGAGAGCUCUUGGGGAAAUUCUCUUUUAGUCAAAUGACUUUUUAAGACAUUUUUAGACUAGCUAUAAGACCCGAUGCAUUUCUCUAGUUGAGUUUAUUGAGUUGCCUGGGAAUAAUGGCCAAUAAUGCAGGUUAUGGAAUGUACUGUAUAUGUUAUUAUUUUAUGUUAUUCCCAUGCAAUAGGAGAUAUGAAAUAUAUUUUGCUCAGAUAAUUCACAGGCCAUUUAGAGUUCCUCUGUGCAGUGUUCUUUUGCCCAUCUUAAACUUUUCUUUUUAUUGA